CAGCCAUGCAGGCAGCUCAAUCCGGACCAGCAGCGGCGGCAGCAGCAGCAGAAAUGUGAAGAUGGAUUAGAAAAUUAUGUGCCUCGGCUGCCAUCAUCAACAUGUUCCCGGGAGUUUUCUAUGCACUGCUGGCGGGUUUCCUCGGGGCCGUGGCGUCGUCGUCGGCCAAGCUGUCCCUCGGAGCCGACUACCUGAAGGGAGUCUGUGAAACCGGACUCCGGACGUGGGGAGAGCAGCGGAAAUUCAGACAAGCGGACGAAACUACCACCUGUGACCGGCUCCAUAUCCCUCUGAGGCUGCUGUGUGGCGGACUCCUUUUCACCUGCAACGCUGUGAUGUGGACCUUCCUCGCCAAAGCACUCAGGUAUUCCUCUUCCUCCACCCGAACCACUGUGACCACCACCGCCUCCAACUUCAUAUCUUCCGCUUUCCUAGGCCAGCUGAUCUUUGGUGAAGCCCAGAUAACAUUGUGGUGGGUUGGGAUUUCUCUGACCUUCUCUGGUCUGUUGGUACUGCAGAGGGUUUCGCCACAGGAUGGACAACACAGUGCCGUCGCCAAGAAGGAUGAAUAAUAUGGCUGGUCUCCACUAGUUCAGCUCAGCCUGGCUCCAGCUGGCUGUGGUAUGUUGUAUGCUUUGGUUGGCAACUCCUCUGAUUUUAACAUCGAGCCAAAGUGUAAUGAAAUCUGAAAACAGCAGUUGUGUUUAGCGUAUUUUGUUCUUUAACUCAAAUACGUGUACUUAACAUGUACUCAUUGUAACAAUAACUUACUGCUAUACAGUGAAAGAGCAAGAAGAAAUCUGUUGUUAACCUUCCAAUCGUGUAUUUUCGUAAACAGUUUAACUAAAUACCACUUAAAUUGUGCCCUUAUUUUGAAUUACUGACUUUUUAUCCUUCAGUUUUUGGCCGUGCAGGCUGUGAAACCCUGCUGGUUCUGAAAUCAGAGGAGAUGCUGGCUCUCAGCCAGUCUGGCUGUGGUGCUGCUCCAGUUGGACUGGUGGAGACAAGCUAAUGGAAGCCUGCGUCCAGUUUCUCCAGAAGCUGUAAAAUCAUCUCUAUCCACAGGCUUACAACGAAGCAAAAACAAUACUAGCUUUACGUUACUUUUUGAAAACCAUUUUAAAACCAUGGUGAGCUAUAACAGGGCAAAUGUGACGGAAGUGAGGAGACUAAAAGAAAUAGUUUGACAUUUUCUGAAAUGUGCUUAUUCAACUUCUUGCCAGGAGUUAGAUGAGAAAACUGAUGCCACUGUCAAGUCUGAAUGCUGAAUAUGAAGAGAGGGUUAUCUUAAGGUGCUUUUCCAACAAAAGUUCCAGGAACUUUACCUAGGCAGCAAAAGUUCUGUGUCAUUUUCACUGCAAAAUGCUUUUUCUGUGUGUCAAGUAAACAUCACACAGGAAACCUGGGAAAGGUCGUAUUAAUCCAUCAUGGCAGAAAGGCUGUAAGGCUGUAACCAACAGUUGUUUUCAUGAUCGAUACGUCUGACAGUUUCUUAAAUAAUCAAUUGAUUGUUGUAGAAAAUAGUGAAAAACAACAUUAACAUAUUGAAAUGUCUUGUUUCGUUCAACCAUUAGUCAAAAAGCACCUUCAGUUAACCCUUUCUUGGCUGUAGUUUGACAUUCGUUGACAGGAGACUGGUACUGAUCCUAUCAUCUAACUCUCGGCAAGAAAGCUAAUGAGGGUAUGUCAAGUGUCAAACUAUUCUUAUAAAGGAAGAGGAAAAUAACACACAGCAUGAAUAUAAUUUUAAGGACCUGUGUGUUCACGAGUUAUGGAUAAACAGCAUUGUUAACCGUGUACAAGAUGUUACCAUCUAUCAGCCUGUGCGUUGUGUAUUGCAGCCGUGAGACCACCAAAGCUUUCUUAAUUCUCACAUUUCCUUAAGUCACUAUGACACUCACUGUAAACAUCUUACACUGACUUUCCAUUUUAUGCAUGCUCAAGGCAACGUGAUAAACGAAGCUAACGAGGUGUACUUUCACAAGUAAUAAUCCUGCUAAUGUAGCACUGAAAGGCUUAUCCCUGGUGUGAUUUUGCCCUCUGCCAGGGUCUUUCUUUUACUUUUUCUUUGCCUUUCCUGACAGCUUGAACCUUAACCUCAAGAUACGAGCAUGACACAUGUUUCGAUUCAGAGGCAGCUGGUCUUCCAUUUCAUGACAGACGUGUGCAUGUUCCUACCGAGGCCUGAACUCAGAUAAAUCACACCAAAGCAUCCUGGAGCGUCAUUUCUCUCGACUUGAGUGACGUCUCCGUGAGCUGCUUCAUUUUAUUAAACUUGUGACUUAGGCGUCCGAACUGUCUCUCCAGGUUCAGAGACAUCACACGGCCUUUUUGAUUGCCUGUUGAGCUUUAUGUGCCCUGCGUUUGCAAUCUCAUAUUAUUCUGUUGCACGUCACGAAUAUCAAUCCAUCACCCGUCAUCUCUCUGGGUUUAAUAGACACCUGGUUCCAUUAAAAGCUUCCCUCUGCAUCCCUGGAGUUGUCAGCGAGAAUGCAAUAACAUUAUACGUCCUUUAAAUCUCAUGACACUGUGAUGUGUGCGAUAGCGAGGGAGCUUUGAGCAUUAAUAAUUGAGCAUAGAAAAUGGCAAUACAUGCUACUAGAGGGAUGUUUCUGUUAGCAUAAAUCAGCUGAAUAAGUAAACGGUAGUACACAGGCCUGAACGUGACGUCAAAGGCUCCUUCACUGAAUGGUGUUUUAAAAUCACACUUUGCUGUUGUUUGGAUACAUAUCAUAAUCUAAAUGCAUAACGGUAGCUACGAUACCCGUCUGUAACAUCCCACAGCAGCAACGCACAAAUAUAUCAGAUGUCCUUCCAACUGCUGCUGUGCAGGAUUUGUAUCAUGUGAUUUACACGCAUCCCUAUUAAUGUGACUGCAGAGACAAUGUAACUGCGCAGCUCUCAUAUUAAAGGCCGGCUAAGUGACGUUUCAUAGCAGGGCCGUACUCACCAUGCAGGAUUUUUUUCAGCAGUGGAGAUCACUCACAGCCACACACGAGAAGCGACUUCAGUUGUUUGUGCCUCCACGUUUUGGGAUCCUGAGUGUGUUGUGUUAAUUAAAGGAGUACUUGGACAAUUGGGGGGAAAAAGAACACUUACUAGCUUUCCUGCCAAAUGUCAGAUUAAAAAAAUCGACAGCACUCCCAUGUCUGUCCGAUUGAUGUGAAAGCUAGCAGCCAGUUAGCUUAGCUUAGCAUCAAGACAGGAAAGAGGUGGAAGCACCGGGCCUGCCUCUUUCCGAAGGUGACACGAUCCACCUCUAAAGCCCAUUAACACAUUAUAUCUCUUGUUUAAACAGUACAAAAAUGAAAGUGUAAACAAUUUCUGGUUUAUGUGCCAGAGUAUUUCUUGGAGCAGUGACUUCCAGCAGAUUAACAACCACGUUAAUCAGUGAGCUUAAGAGGUGUUUGGAUUUUGUUGUUCCCUCUGGACAGAGUCAGGUAAGCUGUUUCAAGCCUUUUAAACUAAGCUAACUGACUUCUGGCUCCUGCUACAUAUUUACAUUACAAACAUGAGAGUGGUAUUAAGCUUCUCAUCUAAUUACUGGCGAGGAAGUGAAUAAGAAUAUUCCCCCCAAAUGUCAAACCAUUCUUUUGACAUACCUUUAAUAUAUGUAACCUUUGCUUUUAUUCUGAAAAUAUCUCGGUGCCUGGCGUUUCUCCAGUUAACGGCAUGAUAUGAGGGUAAACCACCUACCUGUGAACCCACUCUCACUGUAAUAUAACCAAUCAGAGCUUUGCAGUAGCCACAUUUCUAGCUCUGUGACAGUGGCAUGGCCCUGAGUGUGAUGUAUUUAUAUCCAUGUGCACAUAAACUGUAGAUGUGGUUGUACAGAGAGAUUAGAAAAAUACUGAAAUAUUACCCUGACCUGACAAGGUGUGUGUCACGUUGAUGAGUGAGUGUGGUGCACUGAAGGAAGUAAGAGAGAGUUUAUCAGUAAUCAUUGAAUCAACAAAGAUUUUAGCAAUCUGAAGGUGUUCUGUUGACACCAGAGCUUCUUAGAGGGGACCAAGCUUGUUCAAGCUUAAUCUUUGAAAUAUUAAGUACGAGAAGCUCCAGAAUAAUGGAAAAGAGACUGAUUUUGUUUUUAGUUUAUUGGCACUCUUUAACCUUAGGUCCAUGCAGAUCAGUCCUCAUUUUUAAUCUGGAGGCUGCUGCACUGACAAAUUUAACUUUUAAGUUCAAUUUAUAACACAAAUCAAGACGGUGUGAUAAGAGGUAUAAACCAUAAUGUGUUUUACAGAGUAUGUGAGACAAUUGUUUGUAAAAGUGUAAAUAUAUUCUGUUAAUAGGAAACACUUAAAAUGGUGUGUAAAUUGUCAUCUCCACUGAGAGGAAACACUUAAAUUAUUAAAUAAACAUCUCAGCUGACAAACAAGAUCGUUGUUUCAGUCAUGCUUACUUAUACCUACAUUUUAUUGUAGAAUAAUUUAUCGGAAAUUAUAGUUUUACUGUCAAACUUUUGCCACCGUACUU
Molecule: messenger RNA, 4476 nt
Organism: Seriola dumerili (greater amberjack)
Lineage: Eukaryota; Metazoa; Chordata; Actinopteri; Carangiformes; Carangidae
Product: transmembrane protein 42-like
Exons: 3
Coding region: 102-572 (156 amino acids)
Source: RefSeq, a predicted model, not a curated record